AUGGGCGACGAUAGAUACUACACUCUGGCCGAAGGCUGUCCCUUCGCAAACAACAAGACAGCUGUCUUGAUGCGAGGCAGACAGGGUGGCAGCCUUGGAUUGCUUCAGGAUACUCAGCUCAUUGAGACUCUUGCCCACUUCUCCCGGGAGAGAAUCCCCGAGCGUGUCGUCCACGCCAAAGCUGUCGGAUCAUACGGAGAGUUCGAAUGCACCCGCGAUUGCUCCGACUUCACCAGCGCCAGCUUCCUGAACAAGGCCGGGAAGAAGACUCCGGUUCUUCAGCGAGUGUCAACAGUCGGCCCCGAGUCCGGAUCUGCCGACACUUCGCGCGAUGUGCACGGAUGGGCCAUGAAGUUCUACACCGACGAGGGGAACCUCGACUGGGUGUUUAACAACACACCCGUCUUCUUCAUUCGCGAUCCCAUCAAAUUCCCCUCAAUGAACCGCUCCCACAAGCGACACCCUCAAACCCACCUUCCUGACGCCAACAUGUUCUGGGACUUCCACGUCGGUAACCCCGAAGGCAUCCACCAGCUUCUUGUACUGUUCAGUGACCGCGGCACUCCCCGGUCUGUCCGGUACAUGAACUCGUACAGUGGACACACAUACAAGUUCACCAAACCGGAUGGUACAUUUAAAUAUGCCAAAAUUCACGUCAAAACGCAACAAGGAAUUGAGAACCUCUCCUGCAAAGAGGCCACCAGGAUUGCCGGAGAGGACCCCGACUACAUGAUCCGUGACAUGUUUGAGGCUAUUGAGAGAGGCGAAUACCCCGUCUGGAACGUCUACGUCCAGCUGAUGAGCCCCGAAGAGGCCGAGAAGUACAAGUGGAACAUCUUUGAUAUGACCAAGGUCUGGUCGCACAAGGACUUUCCUCUGCAGCAGAUCGGUCGUCUGACCAUGAACCGAAACCCGCGAAACUACUUUGCCGAUAUCGAACAAGCUGCGUUCUCGCCAUCCACAAUGGUCCCGGGAUUCGCUGCGUCUGCUGAUCCAGUCCUCCAAGCACGACUCUUUGCAUACCCUGAUGCAGCCCGCUACCGUCUCGGCGUGAACUACCAGCAGCUCCCUACCAACGCCGCAAAAGUGCAAGUCUACUGUCCCUUCCAGCGUGACGGAGCCAUGCGAUUUGACGACAACUACGGCGGAGAUCCCAACUAUGUUGGCUCUUCUAUCAAGCCUACCAAGUUUUACCAAGACGGGAAGGGCGUGAGCGCAGCCUCGCUGGCUCUGCACACCGAACACGAGAAAUGGGCUGGGGACGUCGCGGCCUUCACCAGCGAGAUCCAGGACGAGGACUUUGUGCAGCCCGCACAGCUGUGGGAGGUUAUUGGGCGUCAGCCCGGUCAUCAGGAUAGAGUCAUUGAGAACCUUGUCGGCAGCAUCAAGGGCGUCAAGUACCCUGACCUUCGCAAGGGUGUUUAUGAUUUGUUUACCCGUGUCAACAAAGAUCUCGGGGCUACGCUGCAGCAGCGCACGGAAACGGCAAUCAAGGGUGCGUAG
Messenger RNA from Aspergillus versicolor CBS 583.65, 1503 nucleotides. RefSeq names its product catalase. The transcript has 11 exons. NCBI's taxonomy places the organism in Eukaryota, Fungi, Ascomycota, Eurotiomycetes, Eurotiales, Aspergillaceae. The coding region runs from base 1 to 1503 and encodes 500 amino acids. Gene Ontology annotation, cellular component: mitochondrion; cytoplasm; peroxisome. Gene Ontology annotation, biological process: hydrogen peroxide catabolic process; response to hydrogen peroxide. The record is from RefSeq and is a predicted model, not a curated record. Gene Ontology annotation, molecular function: catalase activity; heme binding.